Molecule: messenger RNA, 2196 nt
Organism: Sporisorium graminicola
Lineage: Eukaryota; Fungi; Basidiomycota; Ustilaginomycetes; Ustilaginales; Ustilaginaceae
Exons: 1
Coding region: 1-2196 (731 amino acids)
Source: RefSeq, a predicted model, not a curated record
AUGCCGUCCAUCUGGCCUUUCGCCAGCGCCAGUGCUGGUACCGGGUCACCAACACCCGCCGACCGAUCGUCAUCCUCCAGCAGCCAACCGCAGCACCCCGCAGCACCAGCCCCAGCCGCCGCCAUCCCACCACUGAUCAUCUGCGAAGGCUUCCUCAGCGCCGCACAGAGCGUCGUGUGGGGCAACGAGUUCCGCACCUACCUCGGCGUCGGACACCAGCAACUCCUCGACCAACUUUGCCCAGCUCCUCCAUCAACGUCCUCCUCUUCCUCGGGGGCGGCGGGGGGGAGAAGCCGGCGGUCCGGCGUGGGGUCGGAGCGUACAGUGGUGUUUGCGCCUAUUGGGCCUGUUUCGAGUCUGCACGAUCGGGCGUGUGAGCUGUUCUAUGCGCUGCGCGGGGGUACGGUGGACUACGGCGAGCAGCAUGCCCGCGAGCAUGGGCAUUCGCGCUUCGGGCGUCAUUAUCGCGAGGGGUUGUGUCCCGGCUGGGGACCUGCGUGCGGGGAGCGCGGUAUGCCGGCACAUUUCCUGGGACACAGUCUGGGAGGACCGACAAUUCUCAAACUGCAGCAGCUGCUCCGGCUCGGGUUCUUCGACCGUGCGCUCGGACGGGGGGAAGGCGACGCGUGGAAGGCGCAAGACCUGAUUCUGUCGAUCACGUCCGUCUCGUCGCCGUUUCGCGGAACCCCGCUGGUGUACAGCCUAGGCUCCGAACCGCUGCCAUACCCGAAAGUACGCAUGUUCAGCUUCGGCGACCUGCUGUCCAAGUUUAUCCACAUCGCCGCGUUUCUCGACCUGCCCUUCUUCGAUGCGCAUGCCGACGCGUGGCACUUUUCGGCCAAACGACGCAGGCGAGCCGUGCAGCGAUCGCAGCUGCCGCGGGGCGGUGUGGCCGCUGAGACGGCGACGGGCAAGGAUGUGCUGCGCCAGAUGGGGGAUCCCGAAGCCGGGUACGAGGAGGGAGGGGAGAGCGCGCCGGUGGCGGGGACGGCGGGGUUGAAAGAGUUUUUGAGGCAGCUGUGGAAGAGCGAUUGGGCGGGGGGAAGGGACUGCGCGCCGUGGGACUGUACGUUUGCCGAGCGCGAUCGAGAUCGUGCAGACGACAAGUGGGGGUUGGAGGUAGGGGAUGUGAAGAGGAGCGGGAGGACUUGGUAUCGGUCGUACGCUGGUGGAAUGACUGUGGCUGAUCAUGCUGAGGAGCAACAACAACCGCAGUUCCAACGUCCGGAAACCUACUGGUCGCUCUCGCCGCUCACGUUCACCGCACACCUUAUUGGGCAUUUCGAUUACUCAAAGUUGCAGCCGCCUCCAUCGUUUCUGAUCUCAACACCAGCAGCGGCAGAGGGAAAAGAGGAAAGUCGAGGGAAGGCCGAGGACACGUCAGCAUCAAUGGCCAUGGCCAUGGCCAUGGCAAACCUGUCGCCAACAUGGUGGGCUAACGAUGGGGUCGUACCGCUAGCUUCGCAAUUCCACCCUUUCGACUGCCACCCGGAUCGGUGCUGUCACUUCAGGGGGAUGCCUGCCUCGCUGCCCUUUGGCAAACGUCGACCACGACCGCAGUCGGCCGACCUCAAGGUCCACUCUCCCUCGUCUUCGCCCUCGUUCAGCCCUGCACUCGCGCCGUUCUCACCCGUGGACUCUGAGACAGCAACGCUAGUCAACGUGCGUUAUGACGACACGGCGCUCUCGCACGAGCACAGUUGCCGGGAGAAGAUGGCUGAGACCCACACGACGACAGUAGGUAUGCAGCUCUCACUCCCGGUCCCGGCAACGCACACGCCCAAGAGCGGGGGCGGCAAUCGAUCCAUGCUCGGCUCGGCGCGCUCGGCAGCAAAGAUCGCGUACCUCACGUCGCUACGCGCAAUCAACCUGCACGACCCACCCCUGGUCACACCGAGCGAGGAAGAGCUGCGCUCGUUCCUCCCCGAUCUCACGCCCACCGCCGAUGAAACCCCGUGUGCUUCUCCGCUCAUCCGCGGUGGGCGGCGCGAGGAGGAUGCGAUGCGCGAACUGAUGGACCCGCGCGACAACCAGUGGUACACGUUCGAGAUCGACAACCUGGAUCAUACCUCACUGUGUCCCUUUUGGACGGGCAGCGAGGUGCAGAAGCAGUUCUGGACCGGCAUCGGUUGGUUUUUAGCUUCCGUCGACCGCAAGGCUGGGUUCGCUGGUGCGGGUGGUGGUGAGUCUGCGUAG